Messenger RNA from Moneuplotes crassus, 3061 nucleotides. Lineage: Eukaryota; Ciliophora; Spirotrichea; Euplotida; Euplotidae. The record is from the annotation of a GenBank genome assembly.
AUGUCAAAUAAUAUAAAAGUCACUCCUGAAAGCGACUCUCAGUCAUUCAAGAGUGAGGAAAGAGCCUUCGAAACCAAGCAGAAUGAAUUUGAAAGCGAGUGGAAUGAAAGAGGCGAGGAAGAAAAGUCAGUCCUCUUGAAACUUGAAGAGCAACUCGGCUAUACACCAGCUGAUUAUGAUAAAGGAAUCUUAUAUAGAGAGGAUAACAAUGUUAGAAAACUUGAUGGAGCUAAAUACUCUCUUCUAGAUACUGAUAUUUUUGAAUUUGGGAGAUAUGGAGUUGGUCUAUAUCUCUACAUGCUCUAUAUCAAACAUAUUAUUAUAGUGUUUGCUAUCAUGACUAUUAUUGCUAUUCCUGCUUUCGUAUCUAAUAUCGGUGGAGGUUAUUAUGAAAGCAGGAACUUCUCAAUCCUAGGAUUCACAAUGCUAGGAAACCAAGAAGGAUUUGAAGAAGGAACUCAGCUCACUGACGGCAUAGAAGCCCACCUAAACAAUGAUACUAAUAGAUAUUUAGUCAUCUACAGUGACCUUGUAAAUACAAUUUUUUUCUUUCUCUUCGUCUACUACCUAAAAUACAUCGGAGCAGUUGCUAUAAAGGAAGCGUUGCACAAGACCCAGACUCCUUCUGAUUACACCCUCUAUGUUACUGGAUUGCCGAACGAAUAUCAGACAUUUAAGAUGAUCAGAGCUGAAGAUGGAAAAGAAAUCACAGAAAAGUACAUAAUAACUGAAAAAGAUGUUGAAGAGCAUUUUGCCCAAUAUGGAAAAAUUGUUGAGAUCACCUUUGCCAGAAAAUUUGGAAAAAUGAUGAAAAUCUACAAGAAGCAAGAUCUGCUCAAUAAGAAAAUCUUUAAAAGAGAAGCUAAGAUUAGAGUAAUGGCUGAGGAUCAAGGAAAGGAUCCUGAUAAAGAAGUCACUGUUGAUUCAGUCCUUCAGAAAUUGGUGUUACAAGAUAGACAAAUGGAGAAGGAUAUUAGGAGUAAUUAUCCUAAGAUUAGGUCUUAUGAUGACUUCCAUGCCUUUGCAGCCUUUGUUGUCUUUGAUGAUGUACUUGCAUGCAAUAAAUGCUUCCUUGACUAUAAAGUUAGUAACAGAAUUCUGUACCAAAACAGACUGAAGUUUCUCGACAAAUAUCAAAUAAAAUGCAAGUAUGCAGAUGAUCCUGUAAAUAUCAAUUGGGAUAACCUGGAGGUCAGUAGGCUUGAAAACUUCUGGAGAUCAGCACUGACUAUAGCCUUUGCUGCAUGUUUAUUAUUCAUCACAUUCUUAGUAGUAUAUGCUAUGAGAUCAUUCCUCAACUCCCUUGCCGAUCCUGAUAAUUGAGGUAAUUAUGAGCUUUUCAACACAAACACUGUUGAUAGAGGAAAUGAGGAAGCCGUAACAUGAGUCUGAAUUAAUGAAGGAUUUAUAUCUGUUCUUUUCGAUACAAGUAAGCAUGACGUUUGAGGAAAUUACAUCAGAGAUUAUAUCCUCAGAACAGUCAUCACCAUUUCAGUAUCCUUUAUUGUAUCAAUGAUCAAUUUUAUGAUCAAAAUAGUCUUCAGAACUCUUGCUAAGUUUGAAAGAUACAAAAGCUUGACGCAUGAGACAGGCUCUAUUUUUAGGAAGUUAUUUGUGUCAAUAUUCAUCAAUAUGGCCAUACUAUUGUUGCUCAUAAAUGCUAACUUCCAAAGCAUAAAGUUUGUCAAAGAUGUCUCAGAUUGGCUACCUAUUGGAGGGGAGCUUUUCUUUAAUGGAAGAUACGAUGAUUUGAGCAGAGAAUGGUAUCCAAGAGUUGGCCUUGCCUUCUGAGUGCUGAUUCUUUCAACAAUUUUCUCGAAUCUUUUCAGUUCAGGAAUGUGGGAGGGAAUCAGAUGGUACAAAAGAACCAUAAAAGCUAAGAGGCAAAUUCUUCAAUGUGAUAUGAAUGUCAAUAUGCUUGGAGGAGUUUUUGAGAUGGAUGCUAAAUAUGGAAUGUCGUUGGCUCUAAUAUUUUUAGCUCAUUUAUACUUUGGAGCAAUCCCUCUAUUGUGCCCAAUCAUGUCAAUUUAUUUCUUUGUCCAAUUUUGGUUAGAUAAAUUAUAUAUUACUAAAUUUGCAAGAAAGCCUCCACACUAUCAGAAAAAUCUUCACAACACCAUGAUUUCAAUAAUCCCAUACAGUACAUUUCUCCACUGCGCUUUCUCUCUAUGGGCAUAUGGGAACCCAGAAAUAUGGCCUUCAAAAGUUGAAGCCAGGGUCGAAAACGGUAUCACUCGCUACUACCCAGAAGACAGGUCCUUCUCCGAAAGAAUCUUCAAUGAAAACUCAAUGCCUCACUUCAUUCUCCUCUGCACUUUGGUCACAAUCUACAUCCUGGAAUUGUUCUCCGAAAACUGCAUUCUAAAACUCUUCAGAAAGUGUCUCUUCAAAAAGGACAAACUAGGUCCAAACUCCGCCAUCAACAUGGAACAAAAGACCUUCACAAAAAUGCGGACAAGGAUGGCCAAAUUCAGCCAGACCAGCUACGACCCUGAACUAAACGACGCCUACGCUAAAAUUCUCCUUGCAAUGAAAGAUGUCGCUAUCAUAAAGAAGGAUAUCGACCCUGAAGCCCUUCCCAAGGCAGAUAAAGACUCCAAGCUGAAGAAGGUCAAGACUUCAGAAAUUGCUUAUAAAGAGUACAAGAAAAAGAAGCAAAUGAAGAAGAAAAUUCAAGAUGAGAAAUUGAAGGGGAAGGAUAUGGAAUUUGAUCCGAAGGAGGAGAAAAAGGGAUCGGAAACUAGCAGAGAUGAUGAUAGUGAGGACCCUUUGACUAAGAAGCCUCAGAGGCAUAGAAAAUUGCCUAAAAUAGAGAAGAAGAAGAAUAGAAAAGAUAAAAAGAAUAAGAAUAAGAAUUCGAAUAAACCAAAGAAAACUCCAUCAAAGCCAAAGAAGAAUGCGAGGCGCUAAAACAUAAAAUUUAGAAAUAAAAAGGUUUAGAAAGAAUUAGUCAUUAUGAGAAUUUUCAUUAGAGUCAUGGCAGUUUUACUCAAAAGAUAGAUACAUCCAGAGCUUUUGGGUAUAUCAAACAGGGAGAUUUGAAGGGGAAUAAAUACUUUUU